UAUGAUGGAUUAGGAGUAAAGUAAGGAUUAAACUUAUAAAAUUUUUAAUGCAAAUGAACUUCAAAAAAGACAGAAUCUUAAAGAGAUUCAAUAAGAAUAGGAAUUAAUUUAAGAAAAUGCUAAUUAAGAUGAAGAUGAUUCCUAUGACAAUACAUAAAAAACAAUAUUUUCGAUUAACAAAAUUUCAACUCCUGUAAAUAAUUUAAAUCAAAGCAAAUCAGAACAACCAAAUAUCGAUAAAAAUUCAAAAUAAGAAAAAUAAAAAAAGAAUAAAUAGAGUGAAAAAUUCUUGGUUGAGGAUAUACAAAUACAAACAACUUAAUUCAAAAAAGUAUUUGAAAACUAAUUUAAAUAAGAAAAUUAUUAACUAUUUACAUAAGCAUAGGAAGAAAGUAAGUUAGUUUUAAAUCCGAUUAUGCCAAAAUAAGUUAAAAAUUAAUAGGAUGACAUUAAGAAUGUGAUUCUUGGUUUAUAUAGUAUCAACGAUAAUUAUAUUCCAGAUGAAGUUUUUAUUAGCAAAAUAUUAAACUAAAAUUAAUUAGAAAAAGAAUUAGGAGUAAAUAAUAAGGCAAUUUCAAUACAGUUAAAGGAAAGGCUAAACGGAUUUAGAAAAGUAAAGGAUGAUCCUAAUAGUCUUUUUGCCGCCAUUUCUUUUUAGUUUCUAGAAAAUGCUUUAAAUUAGCCUACCUUUAACUAAUUUUAAAAUGAAUUGAGUUGGAUUAAAACAAUAAAUGUAAUCAUUAAGAGUAGGUAAUUUUUGAUUGAUGAGAAAAUAUUUUAGAAUCAACAAAGCUAAUUUUUAUAGAUAAUGUUAGAAAUUUAUUAAAUGGAGAAGCCAGUUGACUAAUUAGAAUUAUUAAUGAAUGAUAGACAAAGCCUCUUUUAUGGGCUCUCUAUUAUUUUCUUUAGAAAUUUGAUAUCAUAAUUAUUAAAUACUUAAAAUGCUUAUGAAAAUGAAGAAGCAGAAGAGAUUUAGUAUUGGGAAAAUAAUUUACUCGAUGCUUAGAAAGUUUUUGAUUUGUUAUCAAAUAGGCUUAAUAUGUAUAUUUAUUGAUAAUAUUUAGUUAAAUUCACUAAUAUAAUAUCAAUAAAGUGAAAGGUUCAGUAGACAUUCAAAUUUAUGGAUAAGAUGAUGAUAAAUAAAUACAUUUACUUUGUUCAGAUGAGCAUUAUGAUAUUGGAAUUAGAAUAGACGAUUGA
Molecule: messenger RNA, 1200 nt
Organism: Paramecium pentaurelia
Lineage: Eukaryota; Ciliophora; Oligohymenophorea; Peniculida; Parameciidae
Source: the annotation of a GenBank genome assembly